AUGUACUCCCUGCAACACCCUCAAAUGGAUGAACGGUUCUUAGGAUCCGAAUCAACAGUUGAAGAAGUCAUCAAGUUGCUGGAAAACCUUCGAAAGCCCAAAGAGGAGGAUGAGGAGGACACACCUGAGAAGGAGCCGAACUCAAUGACGGUGACGGAGGACAACUUUAUAAUCACCGAAAAGAAAAAAUCAUCAGCUGCUCCCACAGUUUCCACUGAACCAAAGGAAACUUACUCAAAAGGAAAGUCCAAGCCAAGGACAUUCACCCCAGUGGAUAGGAAAAAAGAUCGAUUUCCUUUUAUGCGACAGGUGGAAAUGGAUCUCGAUCAGCGUUCCAAAGCUCGUUUGGAAAGAGAGCGGGUUGCGCAGAACUUUCGAAAAUUAGGAAAUGCGGAGUAUCGAAGGGGUAACUACGAAACUGCCAUGCAUAUGUAUACCGAGGCCAUCGAGAAUAUUCGGGACAGUCACAUCCUCUACAUAAAUCGCGCUCUCUGCUUUAUCAAAUCGGGCAAAUUCAAACGAGGCAUUGUCGAUUGCGAUUUCGUUCUCAACAAGUUGGACGAGAAGAACCUGAGGGCGUGGAUGUAUCGUGCCAUGGCCUAUAAAGGCCUCAAUGAUGACUCCAAUUUCGAGAAUUGUGUGAAAUAUGCCCGCAAAUUCAAUUCGAAGCAGAUGGAGUUUAUUGAUGAUUUCCUGGAAAAGCUAAAAUAA
This is a messenger RNA of Drosophila kikkawai, 711 nucleotides long. RefSeq names its product tetratricopeptide repeat protein 12. NCBI's taxonomy places the organism in Eukaryota, Metazoa, Arthropoda, Insecta, Diptera, Drosophilidae. Gene Ontology annotation, biological process: axonemal dynein complex assembly; sperm axoneme assembly. The record is from RefSeq and is a predicted model, not a curated record. Gene Ontology annotation, molecular function: protein binding. Gene Ontology annotation, cellular component: centrosome; cytoplasm.